Messenger RNA from Drosophila obscura, 1403 nucleotides. RefSeq names its product altered inheritance of mitochondria protein 3. The transcript is spliced from 2 exons. The coding region runs from base 108 to 1175 and encodes 355 amino acids. NCBI's taxonomy places the organism in Eukaryota, Metazoa, Arthropoda, Insecta, Diptera, Drosophilidae. The record is from RefSeq and is a predicted model, not a curated record.
AGUGUCUUCUUCAUUGUGUUUUUGUUUUGGGCAUACUCUCAACAUUUGUUGUAGUUGUCAGAUGUGUUCCAUUUUGUUCCCUGCCUGUGUGAAGUAAGUGAGCCAAAAUGACGACCCCUUGUGGCAAGUGCACCAACUGCCCGUGCGGUGUUAGUGGUAGCAUAGCGCCAACAGCCACGCCACAGCAGGCUCGCUCCCAGCCACCGCCGUCCCCGCCGCCUCAACAGCAGCCACUGGAGGAUCUCUCGUACAUGCAGGCAGCUCCAGCACAACAGUACCAGCAACAACAGUACCAGCAGCAACAAUACCAGCAGCAACAAUACCAGCAACAGCAAUACGAGCAGCCACUCUAUCAAUCAACAUUGCUGCCUCAAGAGUCCGUCCAGCAGCAGGAAGUGAGAUACCAACAGCCCCCGCCACCACUCCCAGCACCGCAAGGAACCUGUGGGGGCUACUGCGACAGGUACCCAGGCCAAGGACACCCUCCGGAGCAGUGUUCGAUACAGCGAUACCCCACAGCACAAUCGCCGGGCUACCACCCGGAUCAGUCAUCCCUACACGGAUACCCCCAGCCGCAGCCAGCAAGGCAAACAUACCCAAUGGCGCAGUCACCACAAUACGCCGGGGGACAACAAACGCCCCCAGGACAAACGCCGCCGUACUCGCAGCCGCAGAUGGCCUACGCGCAGGGGCCGCAGGGACAACAGCCGCCGGCGAAUAGCGAAAUUGAAGUGGCGAGCUGUGUGGCACCAACUUUGCAAGUUGAAAAGAGGAAGAGACCCAGUAUGAGUUGCAGUUGCGUUAAAAACAGGACCCGCAACACGAAUCUUGGGCCUGGUGGCAGGAAACGCGGUCUGGCUGAGCAGCCAGACCUGCCCAUUGCGGAUACCUACACGUGCACGCGUCCGCCACGACCCGCAGAAGUGGUGCCAGUUCAAAAGGAGCAGUUGCGAUGCAACUGCCACGAGAAAAAGAGAACGGAUUGUUUCUGUAAAGCGCCGGUAAAACCAAACGCGAAGCCGCAGAAGGAUGCUCCACCACCUCCUCCGCCACCCACCCACGCUUUCGUGGGAUGCGGUCAACCCUACCAGGGUCCAAUGAACUACCAGGGCGCCGCAGCUAGUCGGAACAAAUGCGGACACUGCUCCACAAAAAAGAAGUGCGCUAUUCAGUGAUCGAUCCGAUGGCAGGGGUCGGUCGAUUCAACACACCGGGCAUAGGAGGCAUCGCCCUACCCACGAGAACACUCAGCCAUGGGGGGCAAUGGAACACGUUUCUAAAUUUAAAGCCAUCCAAAUUAUCAUCAAAAUUUUCAGGAUUUCCUAAACCUUCCUCCAACAAAAUGCGAACAAUAAACCAAAUGUUAUAGCGAUUGGGCAGGUAGCAUGCGACGUGCAACAAAA